AUGGUGGUGGAGUCGCUGGCGACGCUGUGCGUGUUGUCGCUGAUCGACCAUCGCGACCUGCUGGGCGACCUCGGCGACAUGGAUCUGUCGCUGCUGCGACCCGUAUUCGAACACUGCACAGCGGAUCAACUGGACCGGAUUGAGAACGAAAACAAGGAUCGUGACUUCACCCCUUUCACAGACGACCUCUGGGAGCGGUGCUACGAACGCAGGUACGGCAUUGAUGGCGUGGAGCAGGUUCAGGACAGAAUGAAGCAAGCCAAAGUACUUUACACGUGGCGCCAGCUGUACCAUGCUCGGCAGCAGGCAGAUGAUCGCACGCAGCAGAAGUGCGUUUCGCGACUGAAAGAGCUCUAUCACCAGGCAGAUGAAGUGAAAAAGCAGCGGCGGCUGCAGGUGCUCGAAAAGCCUCGCCUCUCAGUCACACGCAGGCGAAUGUUCUCCUCAGGGCCCUCCUCUCAAGCAGCAGCCUGGGCGAACAAGGCCGGCAGCUCCAUGCUCAAGAAGGCUCGCCUGGGAUAUGCCAACAGCCAAUUGUUUGAUUUGAUGCUCUCAGAUGCAUUGGUUGUCUUCCUUGUUCCCUCAUCCCACCUGUCACCUCCUCCCCUCCCUCCCCUCCUCCCCUUCUCCCCCCCCCCCUCCCCUUCUCCCCUCCUCCCCCCUGUUUUUUUCCUUGCCGUACUGCAUUCCGGAGCACGCCUAGUGUCAGACAUCAAGAAGAAACCUCUCAACUACUCCCCCCCCCGCUCUUACACGCACAGACCCACCUCACUCUCCUCGCUCUCCUCCUCCCCAGCUGCACGGGCAACUAGCAGAGCCGCUGUUAGCACCAGCCCUGCGGUUACAAGGCAGCUUAGUUCACCACGUGCAUUUUCCGGGCAGCCGUCAGCCAAUCACAGCCCUCAUGCUCGCCUUUCUGCCCAGGAGUCACCUUCUGGCCGGGGCUUUUCCGAACCAGCAAGAGCCAUGCGGAUGGAGGCUCGGGGGCAGGUUCGGGAGCAGGCCAGGGGUUCGCCCGGAGCAGGCAUCCUGAAUAUAGUUGACCAUAGAGGGGGGUUUGUGGGUGCAGAGGAGACGUGGGAGGGUGGGACAGAGAUUGGGAGUGGGAGAGUGGAGGAGGAGAAAGUGGAGAGGAAGAGAGAGAUACGGACGACCAUGAGGAGGAGGAGAACCACGGAAAGAGGAGGAGAGAUUCUGACAGGGGAAGAGGGAGAGGGAACGGCGGGGAUGCAGAGCAGGAUGGGGAGUGGAAUAGGGACAGAAGUAAAGGCUAUGGCAGGGGUGGAGGUGGAGGAAACGACAGGAGGCAGGCUGAUGGAUUGGGUGGGGGGAGCAAGAGCAGUCGUGCGCUGA
Messenger RNA from Closterium sp. Naga37s-1, 1353 nucleotides. Lineage: Eukaryota; Viridiplantae; Streptophyta; Zygnematophyceae; Desmidiales; Closteriaceae. The record is from the annotation of a GenBank genome assembly.